Cetraspora pellucida is the source of this 2346-nucleotide messenger RNA. NCBI's taxonomy places the organism in Eukaryota, Fungi, Glomeromycota, Glomeromycetes, Diversisporales, Gigasporaceae. The record is from the annotation of a GenBank genome assembly.
AUGUCCAAGUCGGAAUUUGUUGGGUCAAGGUUUUUCAGAGGUGGAUCAGACAGUGAUACAGAAGAGGAGGAGGAUAUUAUUUCAUCGUCGGGUGAAUCAACAGAAAAUGAGGAUGAUAUUAGUGAAGAACCAGAGUAUGAAGAGGAACAGGAAUUAAAACCAAAAUCGAAAUAUCAUAAAGAUGUCACCUCAGAUGAUGAUUCUGAAGAUGAAGGGAAACAACGGCUUAUCAGAACUGGUAAAGAUAAAUGGUUGGAUGCAGUUGAAAAUUGUGCAAAAGCUAUCGAGAAUGCGCAAAAAAUUAAUGACUGGAAUCCUGUCGAAGAGAUUGAUGAAGAUGUUGAAGAUGAAGAUGCUGGAGUUGUGAAAAACAAAUCUAAAAAACUCGCGAAGGAUGCUGGUGAUAUUGGUUCACAAUCAGACGUCUCAUACACUUCGGAAACUGAGGGAAAGUUUAUUCCAGUAGGUCCAUCAGGAGGAAAGAGUAAUAAACCAAUAGAAUAUACAUCUGAAAACUUGUUCAAAAAGUUGAGAGAAAUAAUGGAAGCGAGAGGAAAAAAGAAUACCGACCGCUUGGAGCAAAUCAAAAUUCUUCAAAAACUUUUGGAAGUUGCUGCAACACCAUAUCAACGAAUUCGUGUAUUAAUUUCUUUAAUACCUGCUCAGUUUGAUUAUAAUCCCAGCAUGAGUAAUUAUAUGAAUGUUGAUAUGUGGAAAAGCACACAGAAAGAGAUCAACCAACUUUUAACAAUUCUUGAAACUAAUCCACAAUUCAUGAUUUAUGAAUAUAUGGAUGAGGAUUUCGAUGAUAAAGAACCAGUGAUUGAGCCUGGUCAAAUAUUUGGUAUACGUGGUUCAAUUGUUUCUUUAAUUGAUCGUUUAGACGAUGAGUUCACAAAAUCAUUACAAAAUAUCGAUCCACAUACUACGGAUUAUGUGGAUAGAUUGAAAGAUGAAACAGACCUGUAUGAUACUAUUGUAAGGGGUCAAAUAUAUUUCGAAAAAAAUGAAUUAAAUGAGAGUACAAGCAGAGUAGUUAUGAGAAGGUUGGAACACCUGUAUUAUAAGCCUGAUCAAGUAAUACAAACAGUCGAAAACACAGUUCAACAGUUAUACCCGGCAGGUCUUACAUCAAAAAUAACCUCACCCAUGUCUAGUAGUGAUCCUUCAGAUUUAAUUCACGCACUUUGCGUUUACCUCUACAAGAAAGGCGAAUCUCUGCUACGUACACGUGCUAUGCUUUGUCAUAUUUAUCAUCACGCAUUACACAAUCGCUUUUAUGUUGCGCGAGACAUGCUCUUGAUGUCACAUUUGCAAGAUAAUAUUCAUCAAAGUGAUGUAGGAACUCAAAUUUUGCACAAUCGCACCAUGGUUCAAGUUGGCCUUUGUGCUUUCCGGGAAGGGAUGAUUAGAGAAGCCCAAAGUUGUUUACAAGAAAUUUGUGGGACAGGUCGUACGAAAGAAUUGUUAGCUCAGGGUUUACAAUUACAGAGAUAUUCUCAACUCCCAUUAGAGCAAGAAAAACUAGAUCGACAACGCCAAUUACCGUUCCAUAUGCAUAUUAAUUUAGAAUUAUUGGAAUGUGCUUAUUUGACAUGCUCUAUGCUUUUAGAGAUACCUAGCAUGGCAGCCGCAGGAUCAAAUCCCGAAGCACGUAAAAAAAUUAUUAGUAAACCCUUCAGAAGAAUGUUAGAUUACAAUGAAAGACAAGUCUUCAGCGGACCCCCGGAAAAUACACGAGAUCACAUUAUGGGAGCAGCCAAAGCACUUGCUGCAGGUGAAUGGAAAAGAUGUCAAGAACUUAUAAGUGCCAUAAAAAUUUGGGACUUAAUGCCAAAAACGCAAAAGAUAAAAGAAAUGUUGAAUAGAAAAAUUCAAGAAGAAGGUCUUCGUACAUAUUUAUUUGCAUAUUCAUCUUAUUAUGAAACGUUAGGACUUGAGCAAUUAGCUACCAUGUUUUCUUUGCCUACGAAUGCGGUAACUGCCAUAAUUUCAAAAAUGAUUUGGAAUGAAGAAUUAGUCGCAUCAUUAGAUCAAGUCAAUAAUGUUGUCGUAUUACACCGUGUUGAGCCGACAAAGGUUCAGCAGUUGGCUUUAAUGUUUGCUGAAAAGGCAGCAUCAUUUGUAGAAGCAAAUGAAAAAACGUUGGAAUUGAAACAAACGACCGGACAAAAUCAAAGAGACCAACAAAGGCAAAAAGGACAGAUCAGUCAACAACAAAAUAUCGAAAAACGAACGACCUAUCAAAAGAGAGAUGGACAACAACAACGAUCUCGAAAUAAUUUUAAUAAUGUUUUGGGUAACAGUGUUCGAGGAAGGACGCAACAAAAUCGAUAUAGGUCAUAA